Messenger RNA from Phytophthora nicotianae INRA-310, 3754 nucleotides. RefSeq lists its product as hypothetical. Bases 15 to 1421 code for a protein of 468 amino acids. Gene Ontology annotation, biological process: protein localization to mitotic spindle pole body; mitotic sister chromatid segregation; microtubule anchoring at mitotic spindle pole body. The transcript is spliced from 6 exons. Gene Ontology annotation, cellular component: mitotic spindle; MWP complex; microtubule organizing center. Lineage: Eukaryota; Oomycota; Peronosporomycetes; Peronosporales; Peronosporaceae. The record is from RefSeq and is a predicted model, not a curated record. Gene Ontology annotation, molecular function: protein binding.
UUUGCAAUAGCAUAAUGGCGUCGGUAUCAGCGCCGAUGCGCGUUGCCCACGGGCUUGUACGCUGGUCUCCGUGUGGUCGGUACUUGGCAUCUGCAAGUGGGAACCGCCUGGCCAUCCGCGACGCGCUGUCACUGCAGAUUGUACAGCGCUAUUCGACGGUGGACGAAGUGCAGACGCUGGUCUGGUCCGAGGACUCGGAGUUGGUACUGACGGCUUCAUUCAAGCGCGCUGUGGUGCAGCUUUGGUCUGUACAAGACGCGUCCUGGACCUGUAAGAUCUCGGAGGGUGUAGCAGGACUCGUCCAUGCAAGGUGGACACCCGAUGUGCGUCACGUCGUGACAGUGUCCGACUUUCAAUUGCACGCGACCGUGUGGUCCCUCGAGGACCCAACUGCGAGGUGCUCCAUCCGCAGUCCUAAACUGGCAGCCGACGGCCUCAGCUUUUCGAAUAAUGGAGCGUUCCUUGCAGUGGUGGAGCGUCACGACUGCAAGGACUUUAUAGGCGUCUACAGCUGCGAGAGCUGGGAGCUUACCACACAUUUCGCCAUCGACAGCUACGACUGCGUUGAGGUCGUGUGGUCACCCGACGACGCGACCAUUGCGGUGCGAGAUACCCACUUGGAGUUCAGAGUGCUGUUAUACUCACCUGAUGGAACAUUGCUGGCCAAGUAUCAGGCUUAUGAGAAUGCGCUGGGAUUGAAAACGAUGACGUGGUCGACGUCAGGCCAGUUCUUGGCGCUUGGAAGCUACGAUGAGCAUCUGCGUGUGCUGAGUCACAUCAAUUGGAAGCCUGUCGUGGACUUCGAUCACGAAAGUAUCGCCGUCACGAAAUCUCAUACGAGCCACGCAGCGAUCGAAUACGAAGAGAACUACGCGGAUGCCAAUGUCAUGGAUCGACCGCAAGGCAAACGGGUGGCAGUAAUACAGCGAAGCUCUUCUCUGUUGUCGAACUCAUUGCAAGCCGCUUCAGCGGCCGCUCAAGCUGCAGGUGGCAAAAAGUCUCGCGAUGUUUGCUUCGUGACGCGGGAACCACCAUUUUCUGUUCGCACAAUUGCCUCCGAUCCAUUAACAGAAAACCCAAAGAUUGGUAUUAGCCGAGUAGUGUGGAGUGCCGAUUCUGCGUUUAUAGCUACCAAAAGCGACCAGAUGCCGUACAAUGUGUGGAUCUGGCGCACAGAAAGUCUGACGCUGCACUCAGUUGUAUCGCUGCUCGAAUCUGUCCGGAGCUUGCGAUGGGACCCAGUGCACUCUCGCCUCGCGAUCACGUCGGGGGAGAAUCGUGUCCACCUUUGGAGUACAGAAGGCAUCUCGUGGAUCAAUAUACCCACUGAAUCGUUUCAAGCUCUGGGUCUUCAAUGGGCACCAUCAGGCGACGCUCUCAUUGCUGUUGGUCGUCAGGAAUUUUGCUCUAUAACUCUAUAAACCGAGUCAUUUGAUCACGAAGAGCAAGUCUUGUGGGGUGAUAAGCUCAUCACCUGGUGGGUUCGUGAGUACAUGCUGUGGAGAGGUUGAAGUGCUGGCACUGCGAUAAAUGCCCAACGUCAUGGUGUCCUGAUGAUGCAAACAAAAGGAUGAGACUACUCAAUAACUGGACGAAAUGAAGGAGAAAAAUAAUGCAGUACCUCGUUGUGAAGCAGCCCUUCUACGAGCAGCGCAUAAGGGCGAAAGUGAUAUCGCUCUGGCGCUGGCAUCUGCGUCAAUCGGUGUCGCGAUCUCUGCACUCGGUUCGGCAUCUUCAUGCUCAUAUUCCCACUGAUGACAAGUUGCGUCACCAUCUCGAUCAUGAGUUGCUGGUUUGAGCAAGACCCCAUAAGUGCAUCCAUGAAAUUGGAGAAGUAAAUGUGACCCGACGCGUACAGCGGACUGAAAAACGAGCUGUCGAGGAACUUGACAUCCUUGAGCAGAUCACGUUGGCGUGGCUCAUUCGCUGCUGCCUUUGCGUCGAAUAGAGAGCCAUUCCGGUCGAUGAGAAACUUGACAUUACUAGGACGAAUCAUCUCAGCGACGAUGAAUGGCAUCGAUCUCUUUUCAUUGAUCCCGUUCCUCUCCAGUCGAGAAGCUUCGUUCUGCAGCGCCUCAGUGAUAAAGCGGUGCGUAGUGAUGGCGUCGACGUCUGCCAUAUUCUCGUCCAUACUCUCCAGAUCAUUCUCAAGGUCCAUACUGCUAGUGUUCUCCAUCCCGCAGUACGACAUGAUCAAGAUACUUCGCGCGUGGAUCAUGCGAGCUGUGUGGAACACGUGCAUACUGAGUGGAGAUCCACGAACGAAAUACAAGCGCUCGUGCAGCUGAUGUGCCAUGAAAUCUUUCUCCGUCAACUGUCGCUGGGUAAUGAAGAUGACACCAGUGACCUUCUCGUUCAGGUCGCUUAAGUUGGCAAGGAAGUCUUCGUAGUUGCUGGGAGUUCCACACACGACAUAGUGUUCGCUCAGAGUCACUGGCGGUGGAUCGCGACGAAAGCAAAGCGACAGAUGACGAAUACGCGCUCGAAGGUUUCCACUGAUAGCAAUUGAUGGUCGUAAGAGAGGAGCAGGCUCCCAAUUCGAAGCGUGAUAAUCAUCUCGUUCUGUGAGUUGUUCGGUAAUCGGUCGUGUUCCGAGGAUAUGGCUGAGUCGUGGGCCCUCCACAAGAGCGUUACUGGUUGUAGCGGUGCUAGUUGCAAUGGUGGCUUCGGUCUUUAUAUUCGUUUGAGCUAUCAAGUCGUCCACACUGGGACUUGGCGUUGGGUCUGGUUUCUGCUCUGUUGGUUGUUCAGACAAUGUUUUAUCACUGGGAGCACGCACGAAUGACUCCCUAAUGCUCUGGUCUCGCGUGCUAUAGUCUAUGGUACUCCUGCCACUUCUGGCACUUAACGGCAUUCGACUCGACAAAGGUCUAACGACCGGAUCUUUCGGCCGAUCACGAGGUGUCGUAGCCUUUUUUACGAGCUCGGCAGGAGUCAAAGCGAUGACUGGAACGACAGGCUUUGAAGGUUUGUGCUGUGGCGUGUGUGCUGUUUCUGUUGGAUUUCCUAGCGAGUACUUCUCGUCGGUUGUCAUGUGGUUUGAGUCCAUGUGCCUCGGAGAGAAGCGUCGGGCAUCCACGCGGUUAUCCUCAACAGGAGCUUGUGUUGGGUCAUCUUCAACUACAGACUCCGGAUCACUGUGUUCAUCGAUCUCUCUGUCCACUGGGGCGAUCUUGUCCAUCGCUCGACCGGAAAACAUGCUCAAGCGACUUUUUAUUGAAUUCUUCCCCAUUGCCUUGUCUGGAGUUGAACUGACACGACGGUCACGACCGAAUCCAACGGAUACGCGACGUCCAAAUGGAAUUUUGUUCUCAAUAGCGGCGGUGAGCAUGGUUGCCACUGUUCGAAUGUUACGAUUGGCACUCAUGCCUAACGAUGCUGGAGCGAUAUCAGGAUGGCGAGCAAAAAUUGCUGGAGUCAACUUCUCAAUCUUUGAGGCGAUGUCGUUCCCUCGGCCAAUAAAGAAAACACUGAGAAAAUUUGCAUCAGAUAGCUGCUCGUCAACGGGAUACACAGUAGUCGUAUCCUCAAUGGUCCGCAAGCCAACAAGUGGGACACCAAAUUCGCGAUAGAAAAGCACAGCGAGAGCGCGAUACGAUGGCAUAUUGAGUAGAAAUGGAGGCAGAGCAGCUUCACAUAUCUUUUGCUCACAUCCUGAUAGAUAAUCUGACAACCAAUAUCCUCUAGAAAAGUUCAGCAGAAUUAAGCAUAAAUCACGGAUAAGUGCUCAACGAUACACAAGGUUUGAGAAACA